AUGAGAAGCACUUUGACAAAGAAAGUGGAAAGUAAAGACUCGGCAAGUCACAUCCAGAAAUUAAUUUCCUUGGUAAAGGAAUGGGAUGCGGUGAACUGCAAGAGAGGCUUUGAUGUAAAACUCAACCUGUAUUCCUUCACAGAAACAAAGGAUGGCAAACAAACUGAUAUCAUUCUGGCAGACCACAGAAAUGUAGGAUUGAUUCUCAAAGUUGAACAUCCUCCAGUUUUAGACAAUGAUGGCUUUUGCAUAAGCAAUGAAGAGACUGUUGUUUGUUUACAGAACUCUGGGAUGGCAGCCAGCUGGACACUAGAAAAGCUCAGGCACUAUCGAAAGAUAUUCUAUGCCAGGAAGUGCCACUUUUUCCUGACCAAUGUAAGGCUGAAGGAUCCCAAAGAAAUCACAGCCAAAGCUGGGACCCUCAUGAACAGGCUUUGUUUUACCCUGCCCUUCAUGUGGAAGUACAGCCACUGCCUUGACUUACUGAUCCAGAGAGGGUUUGCCAGACUGGUCUCAUAUUUUGCCUUGCAAAUACAAGGCAUCCUCCAGCUCCCUCGGGACAUUGUGACCAUCACCUAG
Haliaeetus leucocephalus (bald eagle) is the source of this 579-nucleotide messenger RNA. Its product is annotated as BTB/POZ domain-containing protein KCTD19-like. The record is from RefSeq and is a predicted model, not a curated record. The coding region runs from base 1 to 579 and encodes 192 amino acids. NCBI's taxonomy places the organism in Eukaryota, Metazoa, Chordata, Aves, Accipitriformes, Accipitridae. The transcript has 5 exons.